Cladocopium goreaui is the source of this 969-nucleotide messenger RNA. Lineage: Eukaryota; Dinophyceae; Suessiales; Symbiodiniaceae. The record is from the annotation of a GenBank genome assembly.
GCCGUCAAUGGUUCAGUUCAGAUGUCAUUCUGAAGGCCCAUUGAUUUUUUUAAAGUUCUCUGGCUGAUCUGCACCCGACCCGUGAGUUCCAUGCCACCUGACCGGUUGAGUGUCGAGGCAUCCACGGAAGCGGAAGCGUGCAGCUCAGAGGAAAGCAGCUUCAGGCACCGCAAAAGCGCCAAGACGAAGGCAAGCGUCACUUCGCCUGAACCGAGCGGAAGCGAGUGGGCAUGGUAUCGAGGCAAGUCUGCCUUAGCCAUUUGCACACUUUGCGCCUUUGCGCCGCUUUUGGGGCUAAUGGCAGCCGUGGCCUGGCUCCGGGAUCAGAUCUUCCAGGACAGUUUCCAGACGAAGCAGGCUUCCAAGAAAUUGCGGAUCCUUGUGACUGGUGGCAAAAUAUCAAAGGCUUCGGCGGUGGCUCGAGCGGUGGGCCGCGCAGGGCACACAGUUUUCACUGCAGAGGUCUUGCCGUACAGGUAUUGCCAUACGCGCUUCUGCAGAUAUGUUUCCAAGCACUACACCCUUCCAAGGCCAACGGUGCAACCCAAGGAGUGGCUGGAGACCAUUCAGGCCAUUGUCGCAGAGCAACAAAUCGACCUCAUCAUACCCUGCACUGCACCGGUGGAAAGUUCUGCCUACUCCCACCUCUGGAAGAGCCUUCCAGCCAAUGUCCGAGUCUUUGCUUUGGACGGUACCACCUGCGAUAAGCUUGACAACAAAUACAUAUUCAACCAGGUGCUGGCGAAGGCGAGCUUGCCCUGCCCAGAAACGGCGCAGAUGACCUGCCUGGCGGACGCUGUGCAAUUCUUCAAAGACCGGGAGACUAAGCCAGACGGUAAGAAGUUCAUUGUGAAGCCUGCAGUUUACGACCCCAAAGCUCGCUCGGAGAUCCUGUUCCUGCCCAUCCAGGAACAAAGUUUUGUUGGGUCAAGACGCGGAGGGAAGGGAUUGUGUGAAUUAAUUUCUUAA